Molecule: messenger RNA, 399 nt
Organism: Metarhizium brunneum ARSEF 3297
Lineage: Eukaryota; Fungi; Ascomycota; Sordariomycetes; Hypocreales; Clavicipitaceae
Source: RefSeq, a predicted model, not a curated record
AUGGAGUGCGAUGAAGUGCUCGUAGUAGCAAAGUGCUCCCAGGAAGGAGGCGCAUUUGACAUGAAGCUCUCUCUCUCCUACUACCACAGCCGCCAAGAAUGCGUUACCACUGCCCUGGAAGCCAUGGAGCCGGAUCCUCGCAACAAGCUUCAUGUUUGGGCUCCGGAAGUGACGGUCUUGGCGGGCUUCGACGAAGUACUAGCCAAGGUCGUCGUCAUCGUACAUGGGCGAGACGACAGGUCCCCUGGGAACGUCUCCGUAGGAGAGAGUCGCAUUGACGGCAGCCGACGGAAGUCGUUGAUGAGGGACUCCUUGCGCGGAUCCGGGGGCCGGGUUCCUCGCCAUCGCUGGCUGGGAAGCAAAUCUACGGCCUCGGCAGAGCGUUUCUGCGAGGGCUGA